AUGGAUAAGUUACUGUCAUCUCUAAUUAAAUUUCAGGUAAAUGAAGAGUUAAAAAACAGUAGUAAUAUUAGUGAUAGAUUAUUAUAUAUAGUUUGGAAUAAUAUAUUUUUAAGAAAUGAAAUUCAUAAACAUAUUUUAAAGUUUAUUAAACAUAAUGUUGUAGAUCUUGAUAAAAAACAAUAUGACCAGUUUAAAGAUAAAUCAUAUAUAACAACACUUAAGUGGGGUGGUGGUCCACUACCAGAUAAAAAUGAAUUUCCACCCUUUUUGAAAAAUUUAGAUUUGUACCAUUUUAAUAUGUUAAUAACUACUUUACCAAAUAGUCUCACAACACUCAAAUUCGGUUAUGAUUUUGACCAAGUAGUUCUACCCGGCACAUUACUAAAUAGUCUCACAACACUCACUUUCGGCCAUUGUUUUAAACAAGUAUUUCUACCCGACUCAUUACCAAAUAGUCUCACAACACUCACAUUCGGUUAUGAUUUUAACCAAGUAGUUCUACCCGGCACAUUACCAAAUAGUCUAACAACACUCACUUUCGGUCAUUAUUUUAACCAAGUACUUCUACCCGGCACAUUACCAAAUAGUCUAACAACACUCACUUUCGGUUAUGAUUUUAACCAAGUACUUCUACCCGACUCAUUACCAAAUAGUCUCACAACAAUCACUUUCGGUUAUUAUUUUAACCAAGUAGUUCCACCUGACUCAUUACCAAAUAGUCUCACAACACUCACAUUCAGUAAUCAUUUUGACCAAGUAAUUCUCCCUGGUGCACUACCAAAUAGUCUCGCAACAUUCACAUUUGGUGUUAAUUUUAACCAAAUGGUUCUACCCGGAUCACUCCCAUAUCUCCCAACACUCACAUUCGGCUAUUGUUUUAACCAAAUAGUUCUACCCGACUCAUUACCAAAUAGUCUCACAACACUCACAUUCGGCCAUGAUUUUAACCAAAUAGUUCUACCCGGCACAUUACCAAAUAGUCUUACAACUCUAACAUUCGGUAAAAAUUUUAACCAAGUAAUUCUACCAGGAACAUUACCAAAUAGUCUCACAACACUCACACUUGGAACCCUAUUUAACCAAAUAGUUCUACCCGACUCAUUACCAAAUUAUCUCACAACACUCACAUUCGGCUCUGUAUUUAACCAAAUAGUUCUACCAGGAUCAUUACCAAAUAGUCUCACAACACUCACAUUCGAUUAUUGUUUUAACCAAGUAAUUCUACCCUAUUCAUUACCAACUUGUCUCACAACACUCACAUUCGGUAAUCGUUUUAACCAAGUAGUUCUACCCAGCGCAUUACCAAGGUAUCUCAAAACACUUAUAUUCGGUGAUAAUUUUAACCAAGUAGUUCUACCUGGUGCACUACCAAAUAGUCUCACAACACUCACAUUCGGUAAAAAUUUUAACCAAGUAGUUCUACCCGGUUCAUUACCAAAUAGUCUCACAAAACUCACAUUUGGUUAUUAUUUUAACCAAAUAGUUCUACCCGGUUCAUUACCAAAUAGUCUUAUAACACUCACAUUUGGUUAUUAUUUUAACCAAAUAGUUCUACCAGGAUCAAUACCAAAAAGUCUCACAACACUGACAUUCGGUUAUCGCCGGGUAGUUCCACCCGGCUUAUUACCAAAAGUUUUGGAGGAAUAUUCAAUAGCAUUCGUGAUGCCUUCAAUCAAAGAUUUCAUUAUGGAUAAGAAAAUAAUCUAA
Molecule: messenger RNA, 1707 nt
Organism: Dictyostelium purpureum
Lineage: Eukaryota; Evosea; Eumycetozoa; Dictyosteliales; Dictyosteliaceae
Exons: 2
Coding region: 1-1707 (568 amino acids)
Source: RefSeq, a predicted model, not a curated record